Temnothorax curvispinosus is the source of this 684-nucleotide messenger RNA. Its product is annotated as outer dense fiber protein 3B-like. Lineage: Eukaryota; Metazoa; Arthropoda; Insecta; Hymenoptera; Formicidae. The coding region runs from base 1 to 684 and encodes 227 amino acids. The transcript is spliced from 4 exons. The record is from RefSeq and is a predicted model, not a curated record.
AUGCCACUAAAAAAAGAUAAAGGCAAGGAUGCCGAAAGUGGAAAGAAAACGUUAGAGACAAAGGGCGCCGUUAUAUGCCGUUUUAUCACUCCGGGACCUAAAUAUCAGCUUAAGACACUCGUCGGCUACAGGGAUCAUUGUAUUUCAAGAUAUCGAAAUCCAGCGUAUACAUUUGGCGGUCGUCGUGCCAUCUUUGAAGUGGCGGAAAGUCCAGGGCCGAAGUACAUGAUCGAGGAACGCAGACCCAAGGGAUUUACUUUCGGACAUGCCGCAAAACGUCGCGAUAUCGUAUUCGGACCUGGUGCGAAGUAUAAGUUACCGGAUGUCCCUCGCGGUCCUAUCUUUUCAAUCAAAUGGAGAACCAAAUUGAGAAAAACUGGUGAAACGCCAGGACCUUACUACAUCAAGCCCAUAGCUGAUGCGCCAGCUUUUUCUCUAGGAUUGCGUACAGCUGCGGAGAAGCCCGUAAUUAGCACAGGUCCCUAUUCAUACAGCUUGGAUGCGGUAAAACCAAGAGCACCGAUGUAUACUAUUGCUAGUAGGCGAGCAUUACAAUUGAUUUCCGAAGGCCCAGGUCCGAUAUAUGCCGUCCCACCAGCCAAACCGACUCCCGCCUUUUCGUUCGGUGUAAAACACAGCGAAUGUGCACCACCCUAUAUUACUAAAUGCGACGAACAGUGCUAA